AUGACAUUCAAAGUUCCCAGUUUGCCACCAGGAAGGAGUCCUGCAAGAAGUGUUCCUCCGGCACCUCCAAGAGCAGAUGAAAUCAAAGAGGAGGCUCCAAAUGCUCCUCCUCUGCCAUAUUCUGCGCCAGAAUGGUCAAAUAUACCAACUCAAGGCCCUUACAGCCUAGAAGCAAGACGCCUGCCAAUCUGUGAUAUCGAACUUGAACACGCUUCGGUGUCUCGCUACCAUGCUAUUAUUCAGUUUAAAGGUGAUGGUACUGUGUAUCUCUACGAUAUUUCUGUGCAUGGAACAUUCAUAAACAAGAAACAAGUGCCAAAGCAACAGUACAUCACGAUUCGCAAUGGAGAUCAGAUUCGAUUUGGUCAGAGCACUCGGCUUUAUGUGCUAAACGCUCCUCAUGAUGAGGAAGAGGAACAGCAGCAACAACAAGCACUGCAACUGCAACAUCAGCAACGAGUCAAGCGUCAACUUCAGCAACAGCAGAAACAGCCAGAACCAGAACCUGAUCAGGAAGUCUCGUGGGGCUUCCAAGAAGACGCAUACGAACUCGAAUCCCUUGCCGACGACACCCACAUCAACGUGGACGACAUAUCCCCCGACGUGUAUUACGCGCGAGACCCGAAAAAAGCACUCGUAAUAUGGUUUGAAACCCAAAGUAGUGAACCAACCUACGAAGUUUCUGAAGAAGGAGGUGUAUCUGGUCAAGGACGUACAUAUACAGCUCGAGUAACAGUACCUCUAGAUUCUGGCACCACAUUAACAGGACUCGGCAAGUCAACACGUAAACGAGAUGCAGAGAGACUAGCUGCUUUUGAAGCAUGUGCCAAGUUAGACAGGGCAAAGUUGUUGCGUGCUGAAGAUCGAAAAGCGGCACGUAAACGAGUUAAAGAGGAUGAAGACGAUGAUGAUACUUAUUAUGAUCGGACGGAUCGACGUGAUUUGAAGAAGAGGAGGGGUGAUGAUGCUGGUAGAGCUGUCGAAACAGCUGAGUCGUUGUUUGAAAAGAAACGAGUGGCUCUGGAAGAAAUUGAGACAUUAGAAGCUCAGAUAUCUAUUAUGGGUGCUUCGCAAGUAUCAACAUCGUCAAAUGACGACGACGAUGACAUGGAUGCCGUGUUAAAACAAAUGCAAUCAAAAGAAACCGUCGCUCAAAAAGAGGAUGAAAAGCGCCAGUUGAUAGAACGUGUAUCUUCGCUUCGCAAGGAAGUUGCUCGUCUUGAACGAAUCAUCAAGGCAUCCAAAGUCAGUCUCGAACCACCAAAAGCACCUACUCCAACUUCUAGCAAGUCGCAGCAGAUACCAGUGCUUGAUAGCAGUAAACCGAAAGAUAUGCUCCCUCCACCACGAAAGCCAUCUGCUAAAAUGGAGGUGGAACAUCCAAUAACGGAAACAACAGUACAUCAGCAACAACAUGCGUCUCAGCCAAUCUCGGAAUUCAAGUCUGAAUCUAAUGAUGAUGUGGAUAUGACUCCACAAUCAGAGCAGCCGGUGUCUCAAGGUAGACGUCGAUUUGGGGUCAUGACUCGUGAAGCUGUCGAAGCUCAAAAAGUCUAUGUCGAGCAUGAAGAUGUGGUGGAUUCUGUAGGAAAGGCUGGUGACGAAGCCAUGAAGGAGGCUAAUGCCGCGUAUGGUUAUUGA
This is a messenger RNA of Synchytrium microbalum, 1641 nucleotides long. RefSeq lists its product as uncharacterized. NCBI's taxonomy places the organism in Eukaryota, Fungi, Chytridiomycota, Chytridiomycetes, Synchytriales, Synchytriaceae. The transcript is spliced from 6 exons. The coding region runs from base 1 to 1641 and encodes 546 amino acids. Gene Ontology annotation, molecular function: protein binding; mRNA binding. The record is from RefSeq and is a predicted model, not a curated record.